GGAUUUUACAUGGUACCUCUGUAUAGUUUUGGAUGUAUCCUUCUAGGUACCAUUUCCAUCUACUACCACUUCUACCCUUCUACCUACUACCUCCUACUACCACCCCCGUCCCGCUUCUCAAUCAUUUCCAUUUUAUGCCUUCAACUUGAACUCCACUCCCUCCCUCUCCCUCUCCUCUCUUCCGCACUAUUUCAAAGUCUCCUCAGUUGGAUCCAAGCAACUUAUAUCAUCCUCAUGCUAUUAUCUGGCUCGCUUAUGCAACCGUAAAAGGACCCCGUCUGUUUUCCCCGUCUCGAUGGUAAUAUAGGUUGAUGGCUGCAAUUUCUCAAAACUCUCAAACGACAUCGCUUCCUAUACACGACCACGAGCCUCGCCAGCUACGAUCCCACUCAAAUUCGAAUAGUGACGCCGCGGUGUUAACUGAACACAAAAAACCAAUCCCCGCUACCAUUAGAAAAGUAUACUCGAACGGCCCUGUUGAAUCUACCACUGACGGUUUUGUAUCGAACAAUUUCCGCCACCACCAAGUUACUGCGUCGACUGGUUCUAUUCUCGGCGUUGCAAAAAAUCCUAAGCCUGGAGGGUUGUUUGCUCGUGCUGCCGCAGCAAUUGACAAGAUUUCGGAGCCUACCAUUCGCAGCCGCUCGUCUGCCUCGACUCUGAGUCGUUUGUCGGUGGUAUUAGAUUCUACUAGCGGCGAGAACUCAAAUUCGGAGAAAUCGAGAAUCCGUAGCUUCUCCGGUAACUCAUCCGGUUCUUACACCCAGUCUCCUAGCCUAACCAAGCGGGCGAGUCAGUUAUCAUUGAGGGAUCCUAUCUCGAAACCGUAUUCUGAGACCGACGCAACCCGACCUCCACCCAUCAUAUUGUCUGGUUCAGAGAACAAAAUGCAUCAAACGUCUUCGAGACUGCUCCGCAUGACGGACGACGACCGUCCGUUCACCAAAGAUUUCAAAGACCUGUUCUCAACGCUAAUCGUCAGCUUGCUUCCGCUUUCUGCUCACCGAGUGCGGCUAACUCGAAUUGAGCAUACCUUCCUAUCAGAAGAUGCGAUCAAUAAUUUGGGCUCGUUGAAAUUUUCCCAAUCAAACCGCAUGCCUGAUCCAAAGGAUCCGUCUCGUAUCGUAACGACGACUACAACGACCACCUUCUCCAUGGCAAAGGACAUGGCUAGGUCAAUAUGUCAACGGUUUCUUGAUGCUCGUUUCAUCGAAUCAGCUGACGGCAAAAUGCAACAAGUUUAUACAAUGAAGGGCUCCGUAUGGAAGCUAACACCAAAGGGCGUUUGCGUUUUGGAUCGUUUCUGUUCGAGAAACGGUAUACAGCAAAGGCAAAUUAGUGACCUUAUUGCCCUUGGAAUGAGCUAUCUAUGUAUCCUGGAACGGGAUACGCAAACUGAUAAGUUGGUAAUGGACAGAGGAACAAUGGAAGUCAUCUUCAGGAGGAUGAUAGGUACAAAUGGGUUAAACGUCAAGUCAAGUAUUGGUGUCGCCGACUCGGACUCGUUAAGCGAUUACCGGGAUGGCCUUACUGGUGUCAAGAUGGCUAGUGAGCGCAAAAUUAAUGGGAGGACAUACAAAGAUACGUUCACCGGGAAAGCGUGCUCGGAUUGGUUGAUGGAUUGUUGUACUACGGUUGACCGCAGGGAGACUUAUGAAAUGGGCACUCUAUUCGUUCAAUACGAUCUAAUGGAGUCUGUACAACAAGAUCGGGUUUAUAUGGCUUCUCAACCUGGUGCUGUUUCAUUCCAACCCACCAAGACCGCCAUCUACCAGCUUACUGCCAAGGGAAGAGAUAUUAUCAACGGCAGUUCAGGAAGAGGCCGUUCAUCUGAGAGCGAAGGGCUUGCAUCAUCGCGUACAGGUAUCGCCAGAGACUCCAACACCCAGCGUCUUGAUAAAAUCUUGAGUGAUGCUGCUUUGCGCCUCCUGUUCCGGGAGAACCUACGGGAAACUCACUGCGAGGAGAAUCUAUCAUUUUACUUGGAUGUGGAUGACUUCGUGAAAUCUUGUCGCACAGCAAUCAAACUGGCUACAAAGACCCCUAGCGCAACGUCAAUGGACGGGAUUAAGGAAAUCAUGGCUCAAGCAUACGGCAUCUACAAUGCGUUUUUAGCGCCAGGCUCGCCUUGUGAGCUGAAUAUCGAUCACCAACUGCGGAACAAUCUUGCUACUCGCAUGACAAAAGCAGUAGGACAAGACGUAGCAAUGAUUGACACGUUGCUAGAGGUUACGACCCUCUUUGAAGAUGCUCAAAAUGCUGUCUUCAAGUUGAUGGCCAGUGAUUCCGUCCCCAAGUUUUUGCGCAACGCGAAAUACGAACAUACACUGAAGAAUUACGAUUUCGAUGCGAUUGUUGUUGGAGGUCGCGCGCCGGAACGCAGCCGAAGUCAAUCUAACCGCAAGUAAAAACAAGACGAAUUCGGACCAUCUUCGAAAUGCCCCGCGUUGAGUAGACGGCGUAAUCCGCUUUUACGAAAACGGGGGACUUAUCUAUUCGAUGUCAAUCAUCCAUCAUCUAUUCUCUUUUUAUUUUGCCUUAGCGACGUCAUCAUUUAGUGGCGUUUGAUUGCAAAGACGUAAUAACAAUCUCCGACAUCUGUUUCCCGGUUAAGAUUUUCUUUGUUUACUCGGACGGCGUUGAGGAUAAACUAGCAUAGACAUUAUCGGCGUUCUGAACCGCACCAUAUUGAGUGGCUCAUCUGCAUUUUAUCCGUAAAGCGCAAAAGGGGUGGGAAAAUUCGCCAGAGUAUAUAAGGAGGCUUUUGGUACGAGAUAUGGACUAACUACUGCGCAAGACGAUUCCCAUCGGCUAUCCAUCUGCACAGCGGAAAGCUCGGGGUGCGUCAAUGAGCAAGUGAACUAGGGCCGACGAUGUUAGGAAGUAUUAUGUCGCAGUUCUAGAGUUUAUAAUGAUCACAGCGUUUUCUAGGGAUAGAGAGGGUGGUCUUGGGGUUUUCCAUAGCCCUAUAUCACCGGAGCAUUUAUAAGUCGCAACAACAAUGAGCAGUCGUGGACGCGUUUUUCGGCCAAACUGCCGGCACCCUGUACAUAAAAUUGGCUAGACUAAAGCUGGCAAGCUACCCGCUGCGGUGCUCAAAAAUGAAAAUCAAAUUUUGAAGUAGGAAG
Molecule: messenger RNA, 3128 nt
Organism: Daldinia caldariorum
Lineage: Eukaryota; Fungi; Ascomycota; Sordariomycetes; Xylariales; Hypoxylaceae
Product: RGS-domain-containing protein
Exons: 3
Coding region: 312-2408 (698 amino acids)
Biological process (GO): intracellular signal transduction
Source: RefSeq, a predicted model, not a curated record